Molecule: messenger RNA, 2428 nt
Organism: Linum tenue
Lineage: Eukaryota; Viridiplantae; Streptophyta; Magnoliopsida; Malpighiales; Linaceae
Source: the annotation of a GenBank genome assembly
AAAUAAAUAAAUAUCUCUUCCGGCAAUCUGCGCCUCUCCUUAAACCCUACACUUCACUUGUUGGGGUUUUCUGCUUCUUCUCCUACCUCUAUUGCUCUCUCCCCUUUAUCUUCCAUCUACCCAAAACCCUCCGCAGCCGUUUGCAAAAAUCAUGUUAACGGCAUCCAUAAGUCGCUCGUUGCCGGUGCCUCGCAGGCCGGCGACCCUAGCCGCCUUGGCCGCCGUCGAAACCAUCGUGCGAAGCAGCAGCCGCCGCUCUUCAUCAGUAUCUGUUGGUAAUUCUCCUCCCUCCUCCGCCCCUGCAGCCCCCGGCACGGCCUCGUUUCCGGCGGGAAGGGGUCUUCUCUCGUUGGGAUUUGGAGCUUUAUCUUCGGUAAGCUCUGGGUUUCACACUCAAGCUGGGAGAUUGAAUUACAAGUCGUCCACGAUUUCCCAGGCUGAGUUCGCCUUAGAUCAUCAGUAUGGUUACGACGACGACGACGACAUAAUCGGCGGCGGAGGGAAAGCGAAGGUGGCUAGUAAUAGCCAAAGCGAGGAAGGGCUAGAAAUUUCCAAGCUUGGGAUUGCUCAAGAGAUUGUGUCGGCUUUGGCUACUAAGGGGAUCUCUAACCUUUUCCCCAUUCAGAGAGCUGUUCUUGAGCCUGCAAUGGCAGGAAGGGAUUUGUUUGGGAGGGCUAGAACAGGAACAGGGAAAACCCUUGCCUUUGGUAUCCCGAUCCUCGACAAGAUCAUUCAGUACAAUGCGAAGCAUGGACGUGGAAAGAAUCCGUUGGCCUUAGUCAUGGCGCCAACUAGAGAGCUCGCCCGCCAGGUGGAGAAAGAGUUUCGUGAGGCAGCACCUAAUCUGGACACCAUCUGCCUCUAUGGUGGUACCCCCAUUCAGCGGCAGAUGAGGGAACUCGAAUAUGGCACUGAUAUUGUCGUCGGCACGCCUGGUAGGAUUAUGGAUCUCAUGAGGAGAGGAGCUCUGAACUUGUCGGAAGUCCAGUUUGCUGUUCUUGAUGAGGCAGACCAGAUGCUUGCCGUCGGUUUUGUUGAUGAUAUUGAAACGAUCUUCAAGCAGAUGCCACCGAAGCGACAGAACAUGUUGUUCUCUGCCACAAUGCCAAGUUGGAUCAAGAACCUCAUUAAGAAUUACCUAACAAAGCCGCUGACUAUCGAUCUGGUUGGUGAUUCGGAUAAGAAGCUAGCUGAUGGGAUUACUCUCUACUCUAUCGCAUCAGAGUCGUAUCAGAAAGCAGGCGUUCUUGCUCCUUUGAUUGCGGAACAUGGGAAAGGAGGAAAGUGUAUUGUGUUCACUGAGACAAAACGUGAUGCGGAUCGUUUGGCGUAUGCAAUGGCAAAAAGCCAUAAAUGUGAAGCAUUGCACGGUGACAUCUCUCAGAUGCAAAGGGAAAGAACACUUGCAGGUUUCCGAGAUGGUCAGUUUAAUAUACUUGUGGCUACUGAUGUCGCUGCACGUGGUCUAGAUGUACCGAACGUUGAUCUGAUUAUACACUAUGCUAUUCCAAACUCAACCGAGACAUUUGUUCAUCGAUCUGGUCGUACUGGACGUGCUGGGAAAAAGGGAACUGCCAUUCUCAUUUACGGCGGGGAUCAAAGUAGGCAAGUGAAGAUCCUUGAGCGAGAAGUAGGAUGCCGAUUCACCGAGCUCCCUAAAAUUGCUGUUGAGGCUGGAGGCAUGAACCUAGACAUGGGCGGCAGUAGUCGAUUCGGCCAGUUUGGCAGCUCAGGAGGCCGUGGUGGCAGUGGCGGCUAUGGCCGGUUCGGUGGUGGUGGUGGUGGUGGUUCGAGUAGCUACGGUUCUGGAGGACGUGGUGGAGGCUAUGGUGGUCGACAAGGAGGCAGCAGCGGUGGUGGACGGUUCCAGUCUCAGCCAGGCGGCUAUGGUGGCUCGAGUCAAGGUCGUAGCAGCGGUGGCUCGUUCAGCGACUUUGGCAAGUCGGACCGAGGUGGUGGCUCGUUCAGCGACUUUGGCUCAGGACGUUCCGGUGGAUUCGGAGACUCUGGCUCGAAGCGUUCCAGCUCGUUUGGAGGCGGGGGUCGAUUCGGGGGAUUUGGAGACGGCGGGGAUGACAAGGGCUUUGGAGGAGGAAGACGGUAAGGCGGAUUUAAUCAUACAUGGAAGCCGGCGGGGGGCAGCAGAGGUUUCAUGUGGCUUUUUCAUUCUUCAAUAUCUAUAUUUAGCUCGACUCACUCACUCUGUGUACUGUAAUGUAACCAUAACUAUUUUUGAGACGUGAGAGUAAUUCUAUCAUUAGUUCCCAUGGAAAUUUCAAGAAUAAAAAUGUUUAAAACAUGUACAGAGAGCAUGGUAUAACUAUUCAAUUUAUAAACAAGGUGGAAAAAAAGUAUUUUGAAUGUCCAAUUCACACAUUAAAGUUUGUUUUUUUUUUUAACAUAGACAUCUAUAAAGGUAGUAAUCAAG